This is a messenger RNA of Sesamum indicum (sesame), 1314 nucleotides long. Its product is annotated as expansin-A4. The record is from RefSeq and is a predicted model, not a curated record. Lineage: Eukaryota; Viridiplantae; Streptophyta; Magnoliopsida; Lamiales; Pedaliaceae. Gene Ontology annotation, biological process: plant-type cell wall organization. Gene Ontology annotation, cellular component: extracellular region.
AUUUGGGCGGCCGUUAGCCCCAAUCUUGUCAGCUGUCUCUCCUUUUCUAAUUACUUGCCAACUUUGAUACUCCUGCUGCCUGCUGCCUGCUGCUCCACCACUAUAAAUGCUCCCACCACUCUCCACCAGCUACCAAAAAUACAUAUAUUUGUCUAAGUACUCUGCUUCCUCUCAAUUCACUAAAAAUGGUUCCCGGGCUGAACUCUUUCGCCAUAAUUUCUCUACUCCUUCAAUUGCAUGCUGCUGUGGCUGACUAUGGCGCCUGGGAAAGCGCCCAUGCCACUUUCUACGGCGGUGGCGAUGCUUCCGGUACAAUGGGAGGGGCGUGUGGGUAUGGUAAUUUGUACAGCCAAGGAUAUGGAACCAACACAGCAGCACUAAGCACGGCCCUAUUCAACAAUGGGCUGACCUGUGGGGCGUGUUACCAAGUACGGUGCGACAAUGACCCUCAAUGGUGCUUGCCAGGCACCAUCACCGUCACCGCCACCAACUUCUGCCCACCGAACUACGCCUUGCCUAACAAUAACGGCGGGUGGUGCAAUCCCCCUCUCCAGCAUUUCGAUAUGGCCCAACCCGCUUUUCUACAAAUUGCUCGAUAUCGAGCAGGCAUUGUGCCCGUUGCCUUUAGGAGGGUGCCCUGUGUCAAGAAAGGAGGAAUUAGAUUCACCAUCAACGGUCACUCGUACUUCAACUUGGUUCUGAUCACUAAUGUUGCAGGUGCAGGGGAUGUCCAUGCUGUUUCAAUCAAAGGGUCUAGAACUGGCUGGCAACGGAUGUCUAGGAACUGGGGCCAGAACUGGCAAAGUAAUUCUUACCUCAACGCCCAAAGCCUCUCCUUUCAAGUCACUACCAGUGACGGCAGAACUGUUACCAACUACAACGUGGCGCCCUCUAAUUGGCAGUUCGGCCAGACAUUUGAAGGGGGUCAAUUCUAAGAUGAUUAUUAAAAACGAUUUAGUGAAAAAUAUUAUACGUAUUUUACUCCAUAUUAAUUUAUUAAUAUAUCCGACUACAUCUACGUAGAGAUCAAUGGUCACGCAUUGACGAUCUAAAAUGCUUCCCUUUUUUUGGAACUAUAUUUUUGCACCAUUACAAGGGAUGAUAAAUUGAAAUUUUAAAAAUCAACAUAUAUAUGUAUUUUAUUUUGUAUACGUAUAAUUUUCUGUAUACGUAUUUGUAGAAGUAAGAGAAAAGCUGAGGUGGUUGGUUACUACCCGCUUUGCUUUAUUUGCUAAUUGGUGUAAUGUUUUGUUUGUAUUAUGACUAUAGCAAUAUAAUUUUGUGUCACGUUAAAUUCGUGGUAUAAAAUUUUUA